AUGGCAGAUGCGCCAACAUGCAAUGCUUUGGCCACACCUGCCAAGGACGCAGGAAACUCUUCCUUUGCAGCUGGAAGGUUUCAGGAAGCCUAUGACUACUACUCCCAGGCUAUCAUGGCGGAUCCUGACAGCGCCUUGUUGCGCUCCAACCGUUCAGGCGCCCUGGCAGCGCUGGGUCGAUACGUCGAGGCUCUGGCCGAUGCAGACAAGUGUUGUCAACUUCGUCCUGAUUGGUACAAGAGCCAUGUUCGUCGUGGACAUGCCAUGUUCCAGCUGAACAGAGUCACCGAUGCAGAGGCACGGAAUGGCACGGAUCUGGGGCACUUCCUCGCAAACGGGCCCGUUCGAUGUCCUGCUUGCGAUUCGGAGAUGGAAAUCCGAACGUUGAGCGAGCCGGCGAGUUCCUUAGGAAAAGGCACCGCGAAAGGGAAAAGCACUGCGAAAGGGAAAGAUGGGAAAGGCCCUGCAGGAGCUGAAACCGAACCCGACACUCAACCUCAAGUAGAGUCUGAGACCGGUUCAACAAUACCAGACCAGGAGCACACCCUACCCCCUAGCUUGACCAAGUGA
Molecule: messenger RNA, 570 nt
Organism: Cladocopium goreaui
Lineage: Eukaryota; Dinophyceae; Suessiales; Symbiodiniaceae
Source: the annotation of a GenBank genome assembly